AGUCCUACUUUAUUUCGUCAGCUUCCGCAUUGGCCACUGGGAUCGAUGCAUGGUUUCUGUUUAGUCACUGAGUAGGUAGAAUAAGUAAUCGUUUGCAGUACAUCUUGCUGAAAAGAAGAACAUUUCUUCAGAUUUGCAUCAAAUAUCUUCCUUAUUUGUGCCUAUUAGUGAGAACUUUUUGAAGAAGUCGUCAUAAAGUCUGACCAGAAUGUCACGGAGAUAUGAUUCUAGAACCACCAUCUUUUCUCCUGAAGGCCGGCUGUAUCAGGUAGAAUAUGCCAUGGAAGCUAUUGGACAUGCAGGUACUUGCUUAGGUAUUUUAGCAAAUGACGGUGUCCUGCUAGCAGCUGAAAGACGGAAUAUCCACAAGUUAUUAGAUGAAGUCUUUUUCUCAGAGAAAAUCUACAGACUAAAUGAAGACAUGGCUUGCAGUGUUGCUGGAAUAACUUCAGAUGCUAAUGUUUUGACAAAUGAACUACGUCUGAUUGCACAGAGGUACUUGCUUCAGUACCAGGAACCAAUCCCUUGUGAACAGUUGGUCACAGCACUGUGUGACAUCAAACAGGCUUAUACACAGUUUGGAGGAAAGCGUCCAUUUGGUGUAUCUUUGCUGUACAUUGGCUGGGAUAAGCAUUAUGGGUUUCAGCUGUAUCAGAGUGACCCCAGUGGAAAUUACGGUGGCUGGAAAGCAACAUGCAUUGGCAAUAAUAGUGCUGCAGCAGUAUCCAUGCUCAAGCAGGACUACAAAGAAGGAGAAAUGAAUUUGCAAUCUGCUCUUGCCCUGGCAGUCAAAGUAUUAAAUAAAACAAUGGAUGUUAGCAAACUAUCAGCUGAAAAAGUUGAAAUAGCAACAUUAACAAGAGAGAAUGGAAAGACAAGGAUAAAGGUCCUGAAGCAAAAGGAAGUUGAAGAAUUGAUUAAAAAGCACGAAGAGGAAGAGGCAAAAGCAGAACGGGAAAAGAAAGAACGAGAACAGAAGGAAAAAGAAAAGUAGCAUUAUGAUAACUAGAUGUGCAUUUCUAGGCCACAGUUUUCUUGUUUAAACCCAAUUUUGGUUUGCACUAAGUACAAACAGUUCAACAGGAAUGGAUGUCUUCAGAUUUGUUAUACAUGAACAGAAACAUGUACAUAUUUCUUGAAGACUUUUACAACUACAGAUUUUCUUUUUUUUGUAAUGAGCAAUAAAUGUGAUUGCUGGAAGCACAUUUA
Molecule: messenger RNA, 1209 nt
Organism: Protopterus annectens (West African lungfish)
Lineage: Eukaryota; Metazoa; Chordata; Ceratodontiformes; Protopteridae
Gene: PSMA4
Product: proteasome 20S subunit alpha 4
Exons: 10
Coding region: 209-994 (261 amino acids)
Biological process (GO): ubiquitin-dependent protein catabolic process
Cellular component (GO): proteasome core complex, alpha-subunit complex; cytosol; nucleus
Source: RefSeq, a predicted model, not a curated record